CGCGCGCAGCCGGCCCGGUACUUCUGCGGAUCCCUAGCUUAAUCUUCGUGCACGCCAGCCUGCUUGGCAGGCACCAUGCCCCCACUCAGCUUUUUCGCCCUCCUGCUCCUGGCCGCCAGCGCCGUAGCCGAAUCGAUCCGUGAGACGGAAGUGAUGGACCCCCGGGACCUCUAUGAAGCUCACUACUUCUCUGGGGCCCUACCGGAUGAUGAGGACGUGGGAGGGGCCCUUCUGGAAAAAGAACUUGAUGACUUUGAACUGUCAGGCUCAGGAGAUAUGGAUGAUACCGAGACAUUCCUUAACACAGUUGAGCCCUUGGACCUGGAUAACCACAUCCUGGAGCAAGGGGAACCUUCAAGCCAGGAUCCCAAGGACAAUGAAGAGCUGGAGGAGAAUGAGAUCUUCAGAAAGAGAUUUUCCCUUCAUGAAGAAAAUGUAAGCAACAAAGUGGCUAUGUCAAGCACUGCCCAAAGCAGCAUCUUUGAGAAGACGGAAGUCUUGGCAGCUCUGAUCGCUGGUGGUGCCGUGGGUCUCCUAUUUGCCAUAUUCCUGGUCCUGCUGCUGAUCUACCGAAUGAAGAAGAAGGAUGAAGGCAGCUAUGAUCUGGGCAAGAAGCCCAUCUACAAGAAAGCCCCUACCAAUGAGUUCUAUGCUUGAGGCCCUCCAAUGGGCACGGAGGAGCAUAGACUUAAGGGUGGGGCAGGGAGGGGAGGGUUGGCACCUCUCAGUGGGAGGGGGAGGUACUGACCAGCCAGUGAGUCUCCACUGUUUCUUUCUGCUUAUUUCCCCCUCUUCCCACAAAGUGGGUGCAUUUACAUUUGGGGGGGUGGGGUUACAUUUGGGCAGAUAGGUUAUAUAAGAAAAUUUUCCUCUUCCUCAUCUCUUCCCCCACCCCCCCAUCCCUUUACCAGUUCCUUGUAUCUCUCUGAGCCUCAAUUUUUUCAUAUGAAAAAUGGCAAUUCUGUCUGAAAGUCCGAGCUUAGAUACGGAAAUCUCUUGAAACCCCUUCCUGCUCUGAUCUUAGAAUUUUAUGAUGCCUGGUCUAAUACUGGGCAUUCUGGAGUCUGGUUUGAGGGCACAGUUGGGGAAGGGAGAGGAGAACUAGAUGGACCCUGAUGGACCCCAACCAUUUCUUGGCAGUGUAGGCAGGGCCUUAUAGGUCUCGCAUUUCUGUCCAAGUCAAGCUGUCCUUUUAUGUAGGGGUGGGCCAGGACUACCCCAUAUCUUCAAGACAUUGCAAUUGGUGGAGGAGAGGGAGAUUGAGCUGUUAAAUAGAGGUGUUCAUGACCCAUAGCAAUGCACUACUAAUGUCAGGGAGAAGAGAUAGUGGGAAACAGCUCUUGUGUUUAAAAAAAAGAAGAAGAUCUGAGACAAGUUAAGUUGUACCUGGCCUGUUGAGGACUCCUUUUAUAAUUUCUUUUGGGGGGUAGGGUGGGUAGGUAGAGAGAGCAUACAAACACAGGUGAAUUCUUAUAUAGAAGUGAUUUGUAGAGUUUUCUCUUAAAGAAGAAAAAAGUAAGAACUUUUGAAAAAAUAACUUUCCAAUUUUUGAAGAGUUCAUUCCUUGGGGUGGAGGCUGCUCCUACCCUGGUGCAUGGUGGGAGCUACCAGCUUGGGUGGGCCUUGCCUCCAGCAUCUUCCUAGCACCUGCUGUGGCCUGUCUAUUUAUGUGUCUUUUUUUUUGUUUUGUUUUUGUUUUCUGUUUUUGUUUGAAAUGAGGGGAGAGCCUGGGGUGUGAUUUUUAUGAAAAAUUUUUUUAUUAUUUAUGGACACUCCUUACCUCUCUGAUCCCUUCCUUUUUGAUACUUCAUACACUAUCUUCAACCUCAACCCUUUCCAAGGUUAUCCUCCCACAUUGAGAAAAUAGGUCUUUGCAGAUCCCAAAUUGUGUUGGUGUCAUAGGCAAUGGUGGGCCUUUGUUUUUCUUAGUAUGUAAUAUAUUGUUCUCAGUUCUAGAUAGAGAGAUAUAUUUUUCGAGUAAAGUGUGUGAUUUAAAGAGUAUAAAAUCGGCUGGCUGGGUGGGUGGGUGGGUGGGUCAAUGGGAGUUCCUGAGUGGUUGACCUCAGCCCUCAUUUCUUUUCCUGGCCUCUUCCCUCUGGUGCCUUCUCCCAAUCUGGAUGGCAGCAGUAGCCAUGAUGUUGAGAGUUGGUUGGCCCUGCUCUGAGAUCCUGGAGGGAGGGGACUUACCUGGGACUAUUGAUAGAGGCACAGUCCUGGGCUGUCUCCUUAUGUGAGAGCAGACAAAUCCCAGGGAGCCAGCCCCAAGGGCCCCUGGUGAAGAGAGAAGGGCCUUCUGGGGACUCCCUUUUCCACCACCAUCCUGCUGGCUGGGGUGGGCAGCUCUUCCCAACCUGCUCUUGCUCCCUUGGGAAAGCUGCUCCCUGAUCUGACUUGAUUUUCCUGCCCCCUGCCUGUCCCAGGACUCCAGCUGGCUGGGUCUCUCUGCCCUCUUUCCCCUUUGAUACCUGCCCCCCCCCAACUCCUUGUUGCCCACUGCUGUGACUGAGUGGUGGGAGUGGGCACCUCCUGCCUUUUUGUAGUUGCCUUUCACUGUCUGUUAUGACAUUUUGGAUAAAAAUAAAAAGCUUUCUCAAC
Dromiciops gliroides (monito del monte) is the source of this 2595-nucleotide messenger RNA. It is a transcript of the gene SDC4, whose product is annotated as syndecan 4. The transcript has 5 exons. Lineage: Eukaryota; Metazoa; Chordata; Mammalia; Microbiotheria; Microbiotheriidae. The record is from RefSeq and is a predicted model, not a curated record. Bases 76 to 657 code for a protein of 193 amino acids. Gene Ontology annotation, cellular component: cell surface; membrane. Gene Ontology annotation, biological process: cell migration.